CACUAAUAAGACAUAGUGCUGUCCUAUUUUUGGUAACAAUUAAAGGGCCUCCCGGUGCAAGCAGAAAGCUGUUUAUUUUCUGUUACAUCACUUCGCUUUGCCUUCGAAGGCUGGUCUGCGCUCAGUGUUUUCCUGGUGAUGCAAGUCCGCUCUCUCCUCCAGCAGUUGGAUCCCUCCCACCUCGCAGCACCUCACAGGUCUCUUCCCGGAGCAGCGCAUCGCUGGAGCGAGGAGCAGCUCACGAAUCAGCUGCAGGUCCCGGUUUUGAAAAGCAGAGAGAGAGAGGCAGCAAAGGAAAAGGGUGGACUCUUAUGUGAUCUGGUCUUAGAGCAAGACAAGCACCAUCUGAAUUCCAGAAGCCCUGUUCAUGUUUGGGGAUAUUUUUCUGACUGCAUGGAAUCAGAGAGAAGCCAAAGGAUGGGAAAUGCCUGCAUCCCCCUGAAAAGAAUUGCUUACUGCCUAUGUCUCUUAUCUGCGCUUUUGCUGACUGAGGGGAAGAAACCAGCGAAGCCAAAAUGCCCUGCCGUGUGUACUUGUACCAAAGAUAAUGCUUUAUGUGAGAAUGCCAGAUCCAUUCCACGCACCGUUCCUCCUGAUGUUAUCUCAUUAUCCUUUGUGAGAUCUGGUUUUACUGAAAUCUCAGAAGGGAGUUUUUUAUUCACACCAUCGCUGCAGCUCUUGUUAUUCACAUCGAACUCCUUUGAUGUGAUCAGUGAUGAUGCGUUUAUUGGUCUCCCUCAUUUAGAGUAUUUAUUCAUAGAAAACAACAACAUCAAGUCCAUUUCCAGACAUACUUUCCGGGGACUAAAGUCUCUAAUUCACCUGAGCCUUGCAAACAACAAUCUCCAGACUCUCCCAAAAGAUAUUUUCAAAGGCCUGGAUUCUUUAACAAAUGUGGACCUGAGAGGUAAUUCAUUUAAUUGCGACUGUAAACUGAAGUGGCUAGUGGAAUGGCUUGGCCACACCAAUGCAACUGUUGAGGACAUCUACUGUGAAGGCCCCCCCGAAUACAAGAAGCGCAAAAUCAAUAGUCUCUCCCCCAAGGAUUUUGAUUGCAUCAUUACAGAAUUUGCAAAGUCUCAAGACCUGCCUUAUCAAUCACUGUCCAUAGACACUUUUUCUUAUAUGAAUGAUGAGUAUGUAGUCAUCGCUCAGCCUUUUACUGGAAAGUGCAUUUUCCUUGAAUGGGACCAUGUAGAAAAGACCUUCCGGAAUUAUGAUAACAUUACAGGCACGUCCACUGUAGUGUGCAAGCCUAUAGUCAUUGAAACUCAGCUCUAUGUUAUUGUGGCCCAGCUGUUUGGCGGCUCUCACAUCUAUAAGCGAGACAGUUUUGCAAAUAAAUUCAUAAAAAUCCAGGACAUUGAAAUUCUCAAAAUCCGAAAACCUAAUGAUAUUGAAACAUUCAAGAUUGAAAACAACUGGUACUUUGUUGUUGCUGACAGUUCAAAAGCUGGUUUUACUACCAUUUAUAAAUGGAAUGGAAAUGGAUUCUACUCCCAUCAAUCCUUACACGCGUGGUACAGGGAUACUGAUGUGGAAUACUUAGAAAUAGCCAGAACACCUCAGGCACUCAGAACGCCUCAUUUAAUCCUGUCCAGUAGUUCCCAGCGUCCUGUAAUUUAUCAGUGGAACAAAGCAAUACAAUUAUUCACUAACCAAACUGACAUCCCUAACAUGGAGGAUGUGUAUGCCGUUAAGCACUUCUCAGUGAAAGGUGACGUGUACAUUUGCUUGACAAGAUUCAUUGGUGAUUCUAAAGUAAUGAAAUGGGGAGGCUCCUCAUUUCAGGAUAUUCAAAGGAUGCCUUCGCGAGGAUCCAUGGUGUUCCAGCCUCUUCAGAUAAAUAACUAUCAAUAUGCAAUUCUCGGAAGUGAUUAUUCCUUUACUCAAGUGUAUAACUGGGAUGCAGAGAAAGCCAAAUUUGUGAAAUUUCAGGAAUUAAAUGUUCAGGCACCAAGAUCAUUCACACACGUGUCCAUUAAUAAGCGCAAUUUUCUUUUUGCUUCCAGUUUUAAGGGAAACACACAGAUUUACAAACAUGUCAUAGUUGACUUAAGCGCAUGACACACCAAAUUCUCUGGCUGCCAUCAGAAACUUUCUACAGUACAUGAUCCGGAUGAACUCAAUGCAUGAUGACUCUUCUUAUCACACUUGCAAAGGAAUGCCUUUCAAACAUUGAGACUGCUAGAACCAAGCACUACCAGUAUCUCCAUCCUUAACCGUCCAGUCCAGUGGUGUGGGAAGUUACCUUUUAUAAGACAAAAUUGAAUUGUGUAACUGUUCUUUGCAGUAAAGAUGUGUAAAUAAGUGUUUAAUGGUAUCUGUUACUCCAAAAAAGAAAUAUUAAUAUGUACUUUUCCAUUUAUUUAUUCAUGUGUUCAGAAACAACUGCCAAAUAAAAUGUUUACAUUUUCUUUCAUAUCCCAAAGGUAAUUAUUUACAGGAGUUAUUUUAUUCUUGGUGAUGAUAUGUUGAGGAAAUAGUUUUAUAUAAUAGGGUUGUAUUUGGAUCAAGAAUGUGUGGUGUGAAUAAUGAGUGAAGAUGAACACUGAUAUUGAUUACCCAUCACUUAUUAAUAGGUUGAUCAGCUGAUUUUGAACAUUCAAAGGGCAUGGCUUUUAGGAACACUUUGAGGUGAACUGGUGACAGAUUAAAAGAAGGGAAGAGAAAUUUGCCUAUUACAAAAAGGCUAAUUUAAAAUAAAGAACAGUUAAGCCCAUCCUUUCCUAUCUGAUAGCUCCAGCUGAAAACUUCAUUCAGACAACUUGUAGAAGAAGCUAAAGUCAAGAUUUUGGAUUUUAAAAACCCUAUUCAGGGACUUUCUAAAUGUCUGACUCUAGAAUUCUCUGAAAGCUGAUAGAAAUUGUAACCUUAAAGCACUUGCCUCAAAUGUAUCUGAGAUGAAGGCCUGUUCUCUGAUCAAGGAUGCUUCACUUCUAGAUAGCAGUUCUGACAUGUUACUGACAUGCUGCUGAGUGCCCAGUGGGCUCACAUCUGGUUUCCUAAAUCUCUGACCCUGGAUCACAUGGUAGUUAGCACUUAGCACAAUGCCUAUGAUGGAGCAGGCUCUCAAAAACUGCUUUUGAAGAUGCGUAUGUGUCCUCCUGUUACAAACUUAAUAAUAAACUUCAUGAGGUCCAUUAUCUAAUCAGUCCUAUUUAUUGAGUACCUGUUAAGAACGAGGUAUUGUUCCUCUGAUUUGGGGAGGAAAACUAAGGAAGAAUAGGGCAUGGUCCUUGACCUGUGGGGCCUUAGAAGUCUAAUAGGGGGGACUGGACACAAAAAAUGACAGUGUAAGCAGUGAGUGCCAAAUAUCACCUGAACAUUCCUACUUUAAGUAUCAUGGGAGUAUCAAAGAUGACUUCCUGGAAGAAGUGGUCCUUGUUUGAACUUAAAGGGAAGAUGUGAUUUCAAAAGGGGAUCAUGGUAGAGAAGAUAUUCUUGCCCGAUUUGGUUCUGUGUGCUGCCUUCAAGGAGGGGAUUAGAGCUUCCUCCAGCUCGUUGCUCCACAGACACUCUUGCCAAAUCACGACAGGGUGGGGGCAGGUGGGACAGACAGCAACCCAGCUAGCAGCACAUGUCUGGCGAACCUGAGGCAUCCAAGGUACACCCAAUAGCUUCAUGGUCUCUGGGAAGCAACACCUUGGGGAGCUAUGCAGAGGAACCAGAUUCCUUUACCACAUGGGGAAGGUAUUAACUCCUACAUCAGGAUUAUGGGGGACAAGAAGACUACUUGGCCACUCAUGGUCCUGCAUGUGGGGAGAACUGGCCUUUGAAUGUCUGACUUUCUUUGUUCCCUUUUCCUAUAAGUAGCAUAUAUGUGAUGGAGAACACCUGCUUGGUAGAGACUGCAUUUAAGUCCAGCCCUACCAUGUACUGGCUUUGUCCACAGGCAAAUUACAUAACCUCUCUGAGCCUCAGUCUCUUCAUCUGGAAAGGACAGUAGAAGGAUUAAAUGAGACAAUGCACCUUUGGUGGAUUGAAUUUUCCAAAUAUGGCCACAAUAUCUCCCACACUACGUGCUCUAUGAGAACCUGUCCUCACCCCAUCAAGAGAAAGCACUUAAUUUCUCAGCCUUCAAUCUGGACGGGCUUGUAAUCACAAUAGAAUGUGGUGGAAAUGAUGCAGUUUGACUUUUGAGGCUAAGUCAUAAACACGAUGAAGCUUCUGCCUUGUGAAACUGGGACAAUCACUUUUGGAGGCCUGAGCUGCUACACAGAAAGUCCUACCAGCCUGAGGCCACCACUCAGAGGAAGCCCAAACUUGGAUCAACAGCCUGAGCUGAGGUCCCAGCCAACAGCCACAUCAACCACCAGUCCUGUGUGUGAAGAUGCCUCCAGGUGACUCCAGCCCUCAGCAGUCAAGCCACCACCAGCCAUCAAUCUUCCCAACUGAGGCUCCGAACACUGUGGAGCAGAGACAAGCCAUCCCUAUAUGCCCUGUCCAAAUUCCUGACCCAUAGAACCUAUGAGCACAAUAAAAUGAUUGUCUUAAAA
Vicugna pacos (alpaca) is the source of this 4499-nucleotide messenger RNA. RefSeq names its product leucine rich glioma inactivated 1 (gene LGI1). NCBI's taxonomy places the organism in Eukaryota, Metazoa, Chordata, Mammalia, Artiodactyla, Camelidae. Gene Ontology annotation, molecular function: protein binding. The record is from RefSeq and is a predicted model, not a curated record.